GUCGAUGCAGGUGGUAUAUUCUGUGUCGUUGCCUUAGCUGGUCUCACGGGACGUGUAACAUAAUGCAUUGCUGGUGUUUCUGUGUUUCCUCCUCUAUGUAUACUCGCGGUUGCGGCAACAGCUGCAUAAUUCGGAAUGGGUUUAAAGGUGCACACUUCUUCAUUCAGCAUCCUUGUCUCGCUCUUCCUCUCCCUUCUGUCCAGCUCUAUCUGGCAGCGUUCAAACUGUUUCAUCCUCUUCUCCAUUCUUUCCUGCUGGUUGUACACCCGGUGGAGCAUCGCAUCGGUGCUGAUCGUCUUCUCUCCCGACAUCAUCACCGUUAGCUCGUGUGCUAGAGCCUGCGCUCAUUCUCUGAGUCUCCCUUCGCCUGCUGUUGCUCCACUCUUGGUGUACUCCUGCAUGGCCGUGAUGGUAUCCUCCAUCAGUUCUUGUAGCUUUGCUUCGUUUUCCCUAAUGUUCAUGCUCGACAUGUGGUCACUCCAGUUCCCCACCGGAGUCCCGAAGAAGUCAUCAUCGUCCCCUUCCCAAUUCCUUUUGGAUCCUGUGGAGGAGUUCGAGUGCGCUGGCGAUGUGCUUCGAGAGGGUACUGCUCUCGGGUGGUCUCUGUCGUUCGGCAGGGCCAUUUUCUUUUUGACGUGACCUUGUCUUGCUCUAGGUGUCUCGUUCAUGGGCUGUGCGAUGCGAUCUUUGCUUUUCGUAGGUGUAGUUUGUAUAUCUUUUGUUAUGGUACCGCCUACGCUAGUUUCUACACCCUCCAUCGUUGCAAAUUUACCCGUGGGAAAAUUAGCCAGAUGGUGGUUUCGGAUCAAGGAGCGGUG
Molecule: messenger RNA, 818 nt
Organism: Desarmillaria tabescens
Lineage: Eukaryota; Fungi; Basidiomycota; Agaricomycetes; Agaricales; Physalacriaceae
Exons: 1
Coding region: 136-639 (167 amino acids)
Source: RefSeq, a predicted model, not a curated record